Myotis daubentonii (Daubenton's bat) is the source of this 3175-nucleotide messenger RNA. It is a transcript of the gene CERS1, whose product is annotated as ceramide synthase 1. The record is from RefSeq and is a predicted model, not a curated record. Gene Ontology annotation, cellular component: membrane. Gene Ontology annotation, biological process: ceramide biosynthetic process. Gene Ontology annotation, molecular function: sphingosine N-acyltransferase activity. NCBI's taxonomy places the organism in Eukaryota, Metazoa, Chordata, Mammalia, Chiroptera, Vespertilionidae.
AAAAUGGGACGCAACGCGACAACACCGGGACUUCUCCGCUGGUGGUCCCUGCCGCUGCCUCUGGGCACCCAGCACCUGCGUGCCCCCGGAUCGUGGACGCCGCGCCCGGCCCAGCGUCCCCCGCGGAGGCGGAGCUUGCGUCUGCCCCGCCCCUCUGUCCCCGGGCUCCGGCCGGCGCCCCCCGCCCGGCUGCGGCGCGUGACGCGGGGCGCGCAGCUCCGGCGGGCGGGCUGGCGGACAGGCGCAGGCGGUGGAGACGGCCGGCCAGCGAGCGGCAUGGCGGCGGCGGCAACCACGGCGGGCCCGGCGGGGCCCGAGCCCAUGCCGAGCUACGCGCAGCUCGUGCAGCGCAGCUGGGGCAGCGCGGUGGCGGCGGCGCGGGGCUGCGUGGACUGCGGCUGGGGGCUGGCGCUCCGGGGCCUGACCGAGCACGCGCACCUGGCGCCCCCCGAGCUGCUGCUGCUGGCGCUCGGCGCGCUCGGCUGGACCGUGCUGCGCUCAGCGGCCACCACGCGCCUCUUUCGGCCCCUGGCCAAGCGGUGCCGCCUCCAGCCUAGAGAUGCCGCCAAGAUGCCUGAGAGCGCCUGGAAGUUCCUCUUCUACCUGGGCACCUGGAGCUACAGUGCCUACCUGCUCUUCGGCACUGACUACCCCUUCUUCCACGACCCACCCUCUGUCUUCUAUGACUGGACACCGGGCAUGGCCGUGCCUCGGGACAUCGCGGCCGCCUAUCUGCUGCAGGGAAGCUUCUACGGCCAUUCCAUCUACGCCACGCUGUACAUGGACGCCUGGCGCAAGGACUCAGUGGUCAUGCUCGUCCACCACGUGGUCACCCUGGUCCUCAUUGUCUCCUCCUAUGCCUUCCGGUACCACAGCGUGGGCAUCCUGGUGCUCUUCCUGCACGACAUCAGCGACGUGCAGCUGGAGUUCACCAAGCUCAAUGUUUAUUUCAAGUCCCGCGGCGGCUCCCACCACCCUCUGCACGCCCUGGCUGCGGACCUGGGCUGCCUCAGCUUCAGCCUCAGCUGGUUCUGGUUCCGCCUCUACUGGUUCCCACUCAAGGUCCUGUAUGCCACCUGCCACUGCAGCCUGCGCUCGGUGCCUGACAUUCCCUUCUACUUCUUCUUCAACGCGCUCCUGCUGCUCCUCACUGUCAUGAACCUUUACUGGUUCCUGUACAUCGUGGCUUUUGCUGCCAAGGUGCUGACGGGCCAGGUUCGGGAGCUGAAGGACGUCCGGGAAUACGAUGCAUCCGAGGCCCCGAGCCCCAAGCCCAGCAAAGCUGAGUGAAACUGAAUUAAAAGGAUCCAAGGUGACCCAAGACUUCGGGCUCGAGCUGCCGUUUACCAAAAUGCCGUUUACCAGGCAGGGCUCUGUGUGCCAGUGGGGUCGGGUAGGCGUUCCUUUGGGGGGCGUUUGACUCUCGACGUCCAGGGAUCAUGAGUCAGGAAUUCUGCUGAGGCCUCAGCACGGAGCCUGACCGACCCUCAGAGGCGUCCGGAAGCAGCAGCGGCUGAGAGACUCCGAGGGCGGGGGGAGAGGCUCCUGCUUGGCCAAAUCUAAGAAUCUGCACGCUCCUCCUGCUGCAGAGCAGUCAGCUUCCGGUGGAGACUCCUUGGAAAUGCAAAGCCCAGGCCGUGCGAGCCGCGCCUGGUGCUGCUCCCUGCUGUCUCCCGGAGGAUGCCCGGCCAGAACGUGGGCUGAGGGCCUGGCACCUGCUAGCAUUCCCACCAGGACAGCAGAGUGUGAACGCCGCACAGAUGUGACAGGGUGCGCGGGGGACACAUUGCACGGUCAGUCCGUGGGCAGCACCAGCAGACCUCGCCGCCCCCGGAUGCCUGGAGUCAGCGCAGUCGGGUGUAAAGAUGGGGUGAGUGGUCAGGAUGCCUCAAAACCAUCAGGUCAUGGAGAACAAGGAGACUGCGGACCAGUCCCAGGUCAGAGGGCUGAAUGCACUGGGGGUCCUGGACCAGCAGGACCGCCGUGGAGAAACGGGAACCGGGGAAAGCCCGCCGUUAGCUCGGAGCAGGGUCCGGCACCGGCUGCUGAGUGGAGACACGUGUUCUGUGGGGAUGGCACUGAGUUCUCUGGACUAUCUCUGCGACGUUUCUGCAAAUCUAAAAUUAUUCUAAAAUAAAAAGUUUAUUUAAAAAAUAAAAGGCAUGAGUGACAUAAAGAACAGCAUCGGAUGUUAUAUUACUUUCCGGGGGCUGCUGUCACCAAGUACCACGGACAGGGCGCCUUAAAGCAACGGGGACGUGUCCUCUCACAUUUCUGGGGCCUCAGAAGUCGAGUUAUCAGCAGGCACUCGCCCGCUGACGCUCCAGGCGAGGGUCCUUCCUGCUCUCCCAGCUCCUGCGGCUCCAGGUGCUCCGUGGCUGUGGCUGCUUCGCUCCGAUCUCCGCGUCUUCCUUCACGUGGCCUUCUCUUCUCUCUUGAUUUUCUGUGUUAAACUUCAUUUCAUUACAUCUGCAAAGGCUCUUUCUCCAAAUAAAGCCACUGUCACAGGUUCCAGAGAUUAGGGUGUGGACCUCUCUUUUCAGGGACCACCACUCAACCUACGAAAGCUGUGAAGGCUCACACGAUUAGAAAGCUGGAGAGAGAGGCAGUCAAGUAAAAGCUGUGAAGAAAUUACCCAGAAGCAGCAAAAACAGAUGGCAACUAUGGCAGCUAGGAUUUUAAGAAUGACCUGGUCUAGCCGAAUUCUAAUAGGAGACAGGUGGGGAGAGACAAUAGGAGAGACAUAAUGCUGAGAAUUUUCCAGAAAGUGGCAAGGCAUCCAUCAUAAGCAGGACGAAAAGAAGGCAUCCAUGCCCCAAACACAUCAUAGUGCAAAUGGAAACAGCCACAGAGAAGAGACGACCCAUGAAACAGACUAGCAGCAAGGGACGCUAGAUACGGAGGAAAGCGUCGCCGCGAGUGCGAAAACGGAAUAGCCAGCAACGGGGGAUGUCAUACACAGUUUUAAAAAUAGUUACUCAAGCCCUGGAUGGUGUUCUCAGUGGUUAGAGCUUCUGCCCACACACUGGAGUUGUGGGUUUGAUUCCCUAUCAGGGCACCCACCUGAUUCCUGGUUGGGGAACAUGUGGGAGGUGGUCAAUCUCUCUCUCUCUCUCUCUCUCUCUCUCUCUCUCUCUCUCUCUCUCCCUCUCUCUCUCUCUCUCUUUCUCUCCCU